ACCGGUGCGCGCUUGAGAACGUAUAGUGGGGAGAAGAGAUCAGGUGCGGAUAAAAUAAAUGUCGGCGGUUUUGUAAUGCGAGGCAAAUAAAAGUGCAAAAGUUGGCGAAAAAUUAGAACACGUUGGCAAAAUUUGUUGUCAUUGAAUCACGACUGCGGUAAAUACGAGUGCCUAAAUACCAAUGCCAGUGAAGUGUGCAAUUUACUCAAAAUAGAAGAAUACUAGAAACCUAACAAGUAAACAACGAUCGAAGCACCACCUGCGAUUGCAAUAACAACAGCAACAACAAUAAGAAAUCGCAAAGAACAGCUACAAACACAAAGCCGUUGGUUGACGUUGAUACGGAAGACAGCACCAGCAGCAACAACAACAACAACAACAACUGCAAGCCAACACAAACAUAAUGGACGCCGAAGCUGAUGGUCUGCCGCCGGCCCCGCCCCAAGCCAGUGGAAUGGAUUUGGCAGCGCGCCGUCGUCUCUUCAUCUCACAGCCCUCGACAUUGGCAACGAGACGCCAACAGGCGGUUUGUGUGCGUCGUGCUCACAAGAUGUAUGGCGGCGGCAAGAAUCCCAAUAUUGUCCUAGAUGGCCUGAACAUGACAGUGCCCAAAGGAGCCAUCUAUGGUCUCCUGGGUGCCUCUGGCUGUGGCAAGACCACGCUGCUCUCUUGCAUCGUCGGUCGUCGGCGUCUCAAUUCGGGCGAAAUUUGGGUGCUGGGUGGUCGACCGGGCUCGCGCGGAUCCGGUGUGCCUGGUCCGCGAAUUGGCUAUAUGCCACAGGAAGUGGCGCUGUAUGGCGAGUUUACAAUGCGCGAGACUUUAAUCUACUUCGGCCUGAUUGCCCACAUGUCCCGCAGCGACAUUGAGGAUCGGACCGAAUUCCUGUUGAAAUUGCUCAAUAUGCCAAAUGGUUCGAAAUUCGUCAAGAACCUCAGUGGUGGCCAGCAGCGACGCAUGAGCUUGGCUGUCGCACUGCUCCAUGAGCCGGAGCUUCUGAUACUUGAUGAGCCAACUGUGGGCGUGGAUCCGGUACUGCGACAAAGCAUUUGGGAUCAUUUGGUCAAAAUUACGAAUGACAGUCACACAACUGUGAUAAUCACCACGCAUUACAUAGAGGAAUGUGCACAGGCCCAUGUGAUUGGUUUGCUGCGUGGCGGCAAAAUGCUUGCCGAGGAAUCUCCGCACUUUUUGCGUCAGCAAUACAAUGCAGACUCCCUCGAGGAUGUAUUCCUGAAACUUUCCGUUAUGCAAAAUAUGGGCAAAAGGCGUCGCAGUUCGAUUGCCCAAGAGAUUGUUGAGCAAGUCACUGUGCCGGCCAUUUCAAACCCUGCUCUGGACAUCUCCGACGAACAGCACGCUGCCGAGAUCUCAGGUGAAUUUGGUGAUAACAUCUCUAUGUCUUCGGCUGCCCGUGAUCCGAUAACCACCACCGCACCCGCAGCACCACCGUUGCCACCAGCAGACGAAACACCCACAUCGUUCUGGUAUAACUUGCAAGUCAUGCAGAAGCAUCAUUUGCACGCGCUCAUCUGGAAAAACUUUCUAUGGAUGAUGCGAAAUGUGGGCAUCAUGUUGUUCAUAGUUGGUCUGCCUGUGGUACAAAUAUUGCUUUUCUGCUAUGCAAUCGGUCAUGACCCAACCGGCCUAAAAAUUGCCGUGUCCAAUCACGAGAUGUCCAAGGAAAUGGUCGAGGAACAGUUCUGUCCAGUGGCCAGAGGAUGUCAUCAGAGCAUGCUGAGCUGUCGUUAUAUCGAUAUGCUGGUCAGGAACAAGAGUAUGGUUGUGAACUAUAUGGCGGAUGAUGAGGCGGCCUAUGACGAAGUGCGACGUGGCCGCGCUUGGGCUGCUCUGGUCUUCCAACCCAACUACACCUCAGCUCUGGUAGAGCGCACUGAAAUGGGUCGAUAUGCAGAAAACGACACUAUCGAAGAGUCCGAUUUGGGCAUCAGAAUGGACUGGACAAAUCAACAAAUUUCCACUCUUAUGUACCGCGACUUACAAUACACAUUCCUGGACUUCGUGCAGGUUAUUCUGGCGGAGUGCGAUGUGAAUCCGAAAAUAGGAACAGUGCCCACCGACUUUAAAGAGCCCAUCUAUGGUUAUCGCAAUCCCAAUUUCACAGACUUUGCGGCACCGGGCGUUAUCUUGACCAUCAUAUUCUUCUUGUCGGUGGCCAUUACAUCUGGCGCCAUGUUGAUUGAGAGAAAUGAGGGCAUGUUGGAGCGUUGUCUGGUCGCUGGCAUUACGGGUACCGAGAUCCUGCUUUCCCAAGUUGUUACACAGUUCACCGUGAUGUUCAGCCAAACGUCCUUUGUCCUCAUUGUGAGCUUCUACUUCUUUGAGCUGACACUCGUGGGCAACGUGUGGCUUGUGGUCGCACUCUGCAUACUCAAUGGGUUGUGCGGCAUGUGUUUUGGUUUCGUGAUCUCGUGCGCUGUGGAUACGGAGCGCACAGCCACUUAUGUGGCCAUGGGCUCAUUUCUGCCAAUUGUCAUGCUUUGUGGCAUUAUCUGGCCCAUUGAGGGCAUGUAUCCAUUGUUGCAGUCUAUCACAUUGUUCUUGCCGCUGACCAAGCCAACGGAAUCAUUGCGCUCUAUUCUGCAACGCGGCUGGGACAUGAGUUAUCCUACGGUCUAUUAUGGUUUCAUUUCCAUUUCAGCGUGGGUUGUUGUCUUCCUCGUACUCACCAUUUUGCUGAUCAAGUUCAAGAAGGGCUGAGCGCCAACUUGUCACCGUGGUCAUAAAUAUCGCUUAUGAUUUUAUUAGGUUCUAAGGGUAGUCCUUGUAGUCGUAGUAUUGAGUGUACAAUAUAUUAGACUAAGGUUCCGGAUGUCACAUAUUCAACGAAUUGUUGUGCCUUAUACUUAAGCUAAAAAUAUUGUGUUAUUUUAAAACAUUGAGUUGUCUACAAUCUAUCUACCACGUUAUCAUGCUCAUAUACUUAGUCAGCUAAUUAGCUUUCAUACAAAUUUUAUGUACUACACAACGAAAUGUACUAAUUACAUGAAUAAUGCAAGCAACUUCGUAUUAAUAAUAAUAUUUAUAACAUUAAGAAUAAAAUUCUGAAUAAAUUCGAAAGCCUACCAUGUAA
Molecule: messenger RNA, 3092 nt
Organism: Scaptodrosophila lebanonensis
Lineage: Eukaryota; Metazoa; Arthropoda; Insecta; Diptera; Drosophilidae
Gene: osy
Product: ABC transporter G family member 20
Exons: 10
Coding region: 404-2719 (771 amino acids)
Cellular component (GO): membrane
Molecular function (GO): ABC-type transporter activity; ATP binding; ATP hydrolysis activity
Source: RefSeq, a predicted model, not a curated record